AAAAAAAUCAGAAAUGACAAUUCGACGUGUACAAAAAUGGAUUAGUAGCUAAAUAAAAUUCGUUUCUUUUAAUUACCCAAUUAUUCUAAGUUGCUGGCGUCUAUAUAGGUCAAUACAGGAUUCUUGAAUUGUCAUAAACAUGGAUGAAGAACUAUUAAAUUCGAGCGCUAAGAAGGGCGCUUUCUCGCAAUUUUGCACUAGGAUAUCACAGUGGUACCAAGGAGUGGUGGAUAGGACAGUACCUUGGCGGAAAAUACGAUGGUUAUCCGCUAUACUUCUCCUUGGCGUAUUUUUAGCCCGGGUGCUACUAGCGCAGGGAUGGUAUAUAAUCACAUACGCGUUAGGUAUAUAUCAUUUAAAUUUGUUUAUAGCGUUUUUGACACCAAAAAUCGAUCCUGCAAUGGACUUUGAUGGAGAAGAAAAUGGGCCCGAAUUGCCAACGAGGGCCAACGAAGAAUUCAGGCCUUUCAUAAGAAGGUUGCCGGAAUUCAAGUUUUGGUAUUCGGUGACGAAGAGUACUCUCAUUGGUUUUAUUUGUACAUUCUUCGAAUGCUUUAAUAUCCCCGUGUUUUGGCCGAUAUUGGUCAUGUAUUUUAUUACGUUGUUCUGUAUUACGAUGAAACGACAAAUCAAGCACAUGAUAAAGUACAGAUAUUUGCCGUUCACUCACGGGAAACCGAGGUACCAAGGCCACGAAGAGACGACAGGCAAGGCCAGUACUGGCAAUAGUGAGACCGAUGUUAUACAGCUUUAAUUUGAAACAUGAAGAAACUCCGGGAAGCCUAAUCCAAAAAAUAAUAUACUUAACGAAGAUUUGGUUGUUCCGCUUCGUCAAUAUAUCCGUUUUUGGAUUAUCCAAAAAAUAAACCUUGUAAUUAAGAAUAAUAUUUUUGUGCAUAAAUACACCUUUUGCUGGCGACAUAAAUUCCAAUGUGUUUGUGUUCGAGCUAAACUCUAGUGUGAUUUUCAUUUAAUAUCUGUUCUUCGAUGUUUUUGUAACAGUAAUAUUAAAAUUUUAAUCAAAUUUGCCUACAUAUACAUAGGAAUUAUUGACGAUUUUGUUUAUACGUUUUUAAAUAAAUAGUUAUUUCCUCUACUGCAAAUAAGGUAUGAUGUACAAAUGUUCUACAUAUGUAUUAUUUUGUUGUUAAUUUAUUUACAAGGAUGCAUUUUAAAUAAAACAAUUUGUUCCAAUCUGUAA
Molecule: messenger RNA, 1201 nt
Organism: Phyllotreta striolata
Lineage: Eukaryota; Metazoa; Arthropoda; Insecta; Coleoptera; Chrysomelidae
Source: the annotation of a GenBank genome assembly